This is a messenger RNA of Alternaria conjuncta, 1527 nucleotides long. RefSeq lists its product as uncharacterized. The transcript is spliced from 6 exons. The record is from RefSeq and is a predicted model, not a curated record. Lineage: Eukaryota; Fungi; Ascomycota; Dothideomycetes; Pleosporales; Pleosporaceae. Bases 1 to 1527 code for a protein of 508 amino acids. Gene Ontology annotation, molecular function: metal ion binding.
AUGUCGCCUUCGCUCAGCGGCCUUGGCCUGGCUUCACCGGGCCCCUCCGACGCCGAUUUAGCAGACUUUACCAGACGCUUCGAGCAAUUCCAGCUGUUCGAGGAUGAAAAGGCGAAGUUCAUGACCAUAUUGGCCACCGAACGCGACCGCGAUCGCAACUGGAUCCUCGCAUGGCAAAAUGAGAAGCAGCAAUAUGAGAGGUCGCACCGGAACCUGCAGCGGAAUAUGGCUGAGAAUCCAUUUGUUAUGGUACUGAUUGACGGCGAUGGCAUGAUUUUUAGUGACGACUUCCUCCGCGAGGGAGAGCAAGGUGGCCGCCGGGCUGCUGUCCAAUUGUUCGCCGAUAUCCACGAGUAUAUCGAGAAUGAGUGCCAAGAUAUCCCAUUCGGUUACCGCAUCGCCUGCCGCAUCUAUGCGAACGUUCGGGGGCUGGGCGACGUGCUCGUACGCAGGGGGAUUUAUGAAGACAUCAUCGAGUUUGAGGACUUCGUGCGUGGAUUCACGCGGGGAAAGACAUUGUUCGACUUUAUCGACGUCGGUGCGGGAAAAGAUCGCGCUGACGAGAAGAUCAUCGAUUAUCAUUGCCGUCGGAUCUUCUUCGGGUGCUCACACGAUAAUGGCUACGCGCGAACGCUUGAGCAGUGCUCCGAUCGCCUUCAGGUGACAAACAAGGUGGUUCUCCUUGAGGGUGUUCCAUUUGAGAAGGAACUCGUCGGCCUGCCGUACCAAACGAAGAAGUUUCCAAGUCUCUUCAGGGAGACCAAGCUCGUGGUUUGGGGAUCUGGACCUACAUACGCCGCCAGUACAUACGCCAACGGCCUUCCACCAGCAUUUGUUCCGGGCAGGAUCGACUCGAACGAUAGUUCUAAGGCGUCUGUAGCUUCGACCGGUCUCCCAAGCCGGUUCCCAGCCCCAUCGAAGUCUCCCAUCAUGGACAGUCCUUUGCCAAACCGAGCGACAAUGAUGGCUUUGCCUAGAACGCCUUCAACAUCAACACUGGCUUCGGACAGUACGUUCCCGGCACUCAAGCCAGAUCCACCAGCGCCGUUGCUGAACUGGGCCGCUAAGGCCGCUGCUCCGCCGCCACCCGUUACAGAGACCCCAGUGUACAAGCCCGUGAACCGCGAAGAAGUCAUCGCACGUAACCGCGCCGGCCAACGCGUCGAUCCGCCGUGUAAGGACUACGAUAAGGCUGAGGUGGACCGCAUGAAGAAGAUCAAAUUGUGCAACGUUCAUUUCCUUCGAGCCGAAUGCCCCUACGACACCAAAUGCACCCAUCUCCAUGCGUACAAACCUACCAGCGACGAGUUGGCUACCCUCCGUCUUGUCGCCCGCAUGGCACCUUGCAGCAACGGCAGUGUUUGCCAGGAUAUUAGGUGUAUCUAUGGCCACCGCUGCCCAGCACCGCCCAACAAGAUUCACUACGCCAAGGGCACGAAGAGCUGUAUUUUCGGCGAGUCUUGCAAGUUCCCAGCGAGCUUGCAUGAUAUCGACACUAAUGUCGUCAAGACCCUGGUCGUUCGCUAG